Messenger RNA from Cucumis melo (muskmelon), 699 nucleotides. RefSeq lists its product as uncharacterized. The transcript is spliced from 2 exons. Lineage: Eukaryota; Viridiplantae; Streptophyta; Magnoliopsida; Cucurbitales; Cucurbitaceae. The record is from RefSeq and is a predicted model, not a curated record. The coding region runs from base 137 to 469 and encodes 110 amino acids.
UCCUUCAUGAAUACAUUUCUCAAAAGCCCUAUAAAUUGGAAUUUUCCAUUAAGAAACUUCUCACAAAGUUCCCUUUUUUUUUUCUUCUUUUUGCCUUUUCAUAAUUUCCCUUCCAAAUUAUUUAGUUCAUAAUUAUAUGUCAAGAACUCGUAUCCCUCUCCAAGCAAAUCCAUUGUUUCUUAGGAAAAUGAAGCAAUUGAAACGGCAAUUCAGGAGCCUUGUAAUUGAUUCCACAAGCCAACAAGUCCUAAAUAAAAAAGAUGAUGAGACAGAAACCAAGUCAUUGCCCUAUAACUCUUCCACUUGGGUGCCUCAUCCUCGCACUGGAAUUUACUUCCCUCAAGGUCAUGAGUGGGUCAUGAAGGACAUCCCCGAGAAUGCAGCUUCCUUCUCUCGACUUUGUUGGUUUCGGGAUUCUGAUGAUGUCGACGACUUGAACCAUGAAAACAAUACCUCUUCGAGGUCUUGAUUUGCCUUUGUUUUUAGGGGUCGGGAUUGAGCCUUAUUAGGAAAGAAGGUUGUCAAUGGAACAAUGAAAACGAUGUAUUAAUGGCUUGACAACGUAUUGCUUGUGAGCUUUUGUUGAUAAGAGAGACCCAAAUUGACAUUGGAAUAAUGUAAAUUAGUUUACUACAUAUAGGUAAACUAUCGAACAAUAAAAUGAAGAAAUAAUAAUUCGAAAGUUUAAACAUCUAUAAA